Symsagittifera roscoffensis is the source of this 1071-nucleotide messenger RNA. RefSeq names its product RNA 3'-terminal phosphate cyclase-like protein. Gene Ontology annotation, cellular component: nucleolus. Bases 1 to 1071 code for a protein of 356 amino acids. The record is from RefSeq and is a predicted model, not a curated record. Gene Ontology annotation, biological process: ribosome biogenesis; endonucleolytic cleavage of tricistronic rRNA transcript (SSU-rRNA, 5.8S rRNA, LSU-rRNA). The transcript has 6 exons. Gene Ontology annotation, molecular function: RNA endonuclease activity. NCBI's taxonomy places the organism in Eukaryota, Metazoa, Xenacoelomorpha, Acoela, Convolutidae.
AUGCCUUUUUUGAAAUUGAAACAAGCUCCGGUGUCUCACGUGUUGGAGUUUGAGGGAGCUAACUAUUUCAGACAGAGAAUCAUACAAUCCUUGCUUUCAUCUCGACCUAUCAGAAUAAUCAACAUCAGGCCUAGAGAACAGAACCCAGGCCUCCACGAUUUCGAAGCAAAUCUUCUGCGAUUGAUCGAUGCCAUUACUAAUGGAACCAAAAUUGAAGUCAACCAAACAGGUUAUUAUCUAGAGGUUCUCUUGUUCGUGGGGCCGUUCUGCAAACUACCUCUGCGGGUGACCUUAAACGGAGUGACUAACAAUCAGAUUGACCCUUCGCCUGAUCAAAUCAAGUACUCAAUGCUGCCUUUGCUGAAGAGAUACUACAUAGAUGAAGGUCUUGAACUCAAGAUCAACCGGAGGGGGAUGCCCCUGGAAGGGGGAGGUCAGAUUUACUUCACCUGUCCCGUCAAAAGGAGUCUGAAGCCAAUGCAGUUCACAGAUCCAGGAUUGGUGAAACGAAUAAGAGGAGUCGCGUACGGCUGUAGAGUUUCUCCAGCGACUGCUACCCGCAUACUGGAAGCUGCCAAAGCAGUGCUGACCAAUUUCGUCCCAGAUGUUUACAUUUAUUCUGACCACAGGCGCGGGGACCAGGCGGGCAACUCGCCGGGUUUCGGAAUUACUUUAGUAGCAGAAACCACAAAAGAGGUUUACUACACGGCUGAAGUAUGUUCGAACUCGAGUAAAAGUAAAGAGCCAUCAGUUCCAGAGUUCAUCGGAGAAGAAUGUGCUGAGAAAUUAUUAGACCAAAUUUUCAACGGAGGGUGUGUAGAUGAUUUGAGCCAGUCAUUGGCCUUUCAAUACAUGAUCUUAUGUCCCAAAGAUGUCUGCAAAAUAUUGGUGGGCGAAAAAUUGACACCCUACAGCAUUCAGUAUUUGAAGCAUAUCAAGGAGUUCUUCGGCAUCAUGUUCAAGAUAGACGAGGUCAGACCAGAAGCGGAAGACACUGUUGGGGUAUCUGUGAAUCAUAUGAUGACCUGCGUGGGAAGUGGAUUCACGAACCUCAAUAAAACUACCCUUUAA